This is a messenger RNA of Cylas formicarius (sweet potato weevil), 4249 nucleotides long. RefSeq names its product dosage compensation regulator (gene mle). Gene Ontology annotation, biological process: regulation of mRNA processing; positive regulation of transcription by RNA polymerase II. The transcript is spliced from 5 exons. The record is from RefSeq and is a predicted model, not a curated record. Gene Ontology annotation, molecular function: ATP binding; 3'-5' DNA helicase activity; double-stranded RNA binding. The coding region runs from base 430 to 4158 and encodes 1242 amino acids. NCBI's taxonomy places the organism in Eukaryota, Metazoa, Arthropoda, Insecta, Coleoptera, Brentidae. Gene Ontology annotation, cellular component: nucleolus; intracellular anatomical structure; ribonucleoprotein complex.
AGGGCAGUAGGGAGAGCGAACAAGGUGCUCGAAUUGUUACGAACAAGCGGGAUUCGGUCGUUCGAUCCCAUGAAGUGAUAGUAUCAAAGUGACCGAUCAAUCGCGUUUGACACAAGUCUACUCCCAAGUCCCAAUCGCAAUCACUACCGCUACAUAUCGGGAGCGCUUUGCUACGUCCGCUGAAGGCGAACUCUGUUGCCAUAGAUGUGACGUAUAAGGGUUUCUAAGUUCUAGCUCUUAAAGAAUAUACAUCAUAGCUUGGUGGUUUAUCACUUGCAAAGGUUUUAAAAUUUGAUAUAUGUAUGGUUUCUUCAGAGCCAAUUAGCGAGUUUCUCCAAUUUGCUAUAAGUGGUGCUAAAGCAAAAAAAAAAUAAAACUUGUCUCUUGCUAAAACGAAUUACUUAUUUGUGGUCUUAACCCAAGGAAAAAAUGAGUGACAUCAAAUCGUUUUUGCAUCAGUAUUGUCAAAAAAAUAAAGUUGAGCCUAAUUUUGAAGUGCGACCCACUGGUCCAAAACAUAGACAGAGAUUUCUAUGUGAAGUCAGGAUUAGUGGUUACAACUAUGUUGGGGCUGGCAAUUCUACAAAUAAAAAAGAUGCUCAAAGCAAUGCUGCUAAAGAUUUUGUGUCUUAUUUGGUACGACAAGGUUUGGUGAAUCAGAAUGAUGUUCCCCUCGACUUGGAUGCUGCACCUAUUCAAACAACCAGGGAGCCUUCAAUGGAUUCAAGUUUCAACAAACCUCAACAUUCAGUCUUUGGAGAGGGAAUGGGACCAGCUAAUUUUGGAGAAGCGUAUAGACCAAGGGAUGCAGGUGAAGGAAGUAACUGGCAUUACAUGGAUAGAGCACAAGAGCAAAAACACAUGGAAGAAGCAGAGGACCUUGAUGUCAAUGCUCAGAUUCAUGGUAAUUGGACUGUAGAGAAUGCAAAAUCAAAACUUCAUCAAUUCAUGCAGCUGAAUAAGAUCAAUACAGAUUAUAAGUACACACAAGUUGGUCCAGAUCAUGCCAGGACUUUCGUAGCAGAAAUCAGCUUCUAUGUGAAGCAAUUAGGUCGAGUAAUACACGGGCGUGACGGAGGUUCAAAUAAACAGUCAGCAAGCAAGAGCUGCGCUCUUUCUGUGGUUAGACAGCUGUUCCAUCUAGGUGUUAUUGAAGCGUUUUCCGGCACAUUAAAAAAGCAAAAAACGGCAGCUGAAAUGCCGCCUUUCCAAGUAAAACUGUCACCUCAACUGGAAAACCAAAUCGAUGAGAUUUUACAAGAAUUAUCCAUUGAUGCUACAGAGGUGAAAACUUUGAAGUCUGAUCAGCCAGUUUCCCUAUUGAGUAGUCAUGUCUUGGAUGAUUUUCACCCUUCCAAGCCUACUGAAGCGGGAGUAGUUCCAUGGUCGCCGCCUCAGCAGAAUUGGAAUCCUUGGACGGCCUGUAAUAUUGACGAAGGAUUUUUGGCAACUGCUACAUUAGAUGAGAUUAGUGAACAUUUGCUUGAAGAGGCCAAGCUCAAGCAGACCAGUGAUACCAAACUACAGCAAAAUAACAUUGAUAGACAGCGCUUACCAGUAUUUGCCAUGAAAGGUAAACUUAUGGAAGCAAUAAAUGAACAUCCUGUAGUUAUUAUCAGAGGAAAUACAGGAUGUGGCAAGACCACCCAAGUAUGCCAAUACAUCCUUGAGGAUUACAUUAUGUCUGGUCAGGGAGCAUAUUGCAGCAUUGUUGUUACACAACCGCGUCGUAUUUCGGCUGUUUCAGUAUCGGAGCGAGUGGCCAACGAAAGAGCCGAAGAAUUAGGACAAUCUGUUGGUUACUCUGUCCGAUUCGAGUCAGUAUUACCCAAACCUUAUGGAUCAAUUUUAUUCUGCACGGUUGGUGUCCUGCUUAAAAAACUAGAAAAUGGCCUCAGGGGCGUAAGUCAUGUGAUUGUGGACGAAAUUCACGAACGUGAUGUUAACAGCGACUUUAUUAUGGUAGUUUUGAGAGAUAUGAUUCACACAUAUCCUGACCUAAGGGUUAUUCUAAUGUCCGCCACCAUUGACACUACUUUGUUCUCCAAAUACUUUAACAACUGCCCGGUGCUGGAAAUUGAGGGACGCGCGUUUCCAGUGAAGCAGUAUUUCCUUGAGGAUUGUAUUGAGUUGACUGGUUUUGUGCCUUCAAUGGAGACAAAGAAACGCAAAAGUGGAAAAAAAGACGACGGCGAGGGCGACGAAGACACAUUAGUCAGCGAGGAUAGUGACGAAAACUUAAACAAGGUCAUUGCCAACAACUACAGCAUCCAAACUAAGAACUCGAUGGCGCGUCUCAGCGAGAAAGAAAUUAGCUUUGAGCUUCUUGAGGCCAUACUUCAAUAUAUUAAAUGUCAGGAUAUUCCCGGUGCCGUACUGGUGUUCUUACCUGGUUGGAAUCUCAUUUUUGCGAUGAUGAAGCAUCUACAACAGCAUCCUGUAUUUGGAGGGUCCAAAUAUUGUGUGCUACCGUUGCAUUCUCAGAUACCACGCGAAGAUCAAAGAAAGGUUUUCUUGCCUGUCCCACCUAGUGUUACCAAGGUUAUUCUUGCAACCAAUAUAGCAGAAACUUCUAUAACUAUCGACGAUGUUGUAUUUGUUGUUGAUAGUUGUAAGGCAAAAAUGAAAAUGUUUACUUCCCAUAAUAACAUGACUAGUUAUGCCACUGUGUGGGCAUCAAAAACCAACUUGGAACAAAGGAAAGGUCGCGCCGGGCGGGUUAGACCAGGCAUUUGCUUUCACUUAUGCUCCAAAUCUCGAUUUGAAAAAUUGGAUGAACAUAUGACACCAGAAAUGUUCCGGACGCCAUUGCAUGAGCUAGCGCUUAGCAUAAAACUUUUAAGGUUAGGUUCGAUAGGCCAUUUCUUGUCAAAAGCCAUUGAACCUCCCCCGUUGGAUGCGGUUAUCGAAGCUGAAGUGUUGUUGCGCGAAAUGAAAUGUUUGGACAAAAAUGAUGAAAUGACACCAUUGGGUCGUAUAAUAGCCAAAAUGCCAAUUGAACCUCGUCUGGGAAAAAUGAUGAUUCUUGGGUGUAUUUUCAUGUGUGGAGGUCCGUUGGCGACUAUGGCUGCCAAUUCAUCAACCUUUCCUGAAAUAUUUACCAUGGAUAUGGGUCAAAGACGCCUCAGCUAUCAUCAAAAGGCUCUCUCUGGCGAUCGGCAUUCUGACCAUGUUGCCAUGCUGACUGCAUUUGAGCUCUGGGAUCAGGCGAGACAGGGCGGCGAGGACGCAGAGGUCCGUUUCUGCGACUAUAAAGGAAUCAGUUUGCCCACAAUGCGGAUCACUUGGGAAGCCAAACACCAGCUUCAACAAAUACUGAGCAAUUGUGGUUUUCCAGAGGAAACUAUGGCGCCAUUGCCAAUGGAGACAGUUGGACCAGACCCCAAACUAGAUGUGAUUAUGGCGCUUAUGUGUUAUGGACUCUAUCCAAAUGUCUGCUUUCAUAAGGAAAAGAGGAAGGUGUUGACGACAGAAAGCAAAGCGGCGCUGAUACAUAAAACUUCUGUCAACUGCAGUAACUAUGUGCAAAAUUUUCCAUAUCCCUUUUUUGUGUUUGGUGAGAAAAUUCGUACAAGAGCAGUUUCUUGUAAACAGAUGUCAAUGGUCACUCCUAUUCACUUGUUGCUAUUUGGUUCCCGGAAGGUAGAUUGGGUAGAUGAAGUGGUCCGGUUAGACAAUUGGAUUAAUUUGGACAUGGAUCCCUUGGUAGCGUCAAAAUUAGUGGCCCUGCGACCGGCCUUGGAAAGCCUUGUAAUCAGAGCAUCACAAGAUCCUGAGCAAAUCAUGCAAAUGAAUGAAUUAGACAAAAAGGUGGUCGCCAUUAUAAAAGAAUUAUGCAAGUUGCAUGCAGGGAGUUUUGGAAUACAAAGAGAUAAGGCUGCUGUGGAAAACAUGGUGAUGGGCAAACGUCCACCAAGGGGCCACUCACUAGGAUUUUCAGGCCCUCCUCCGAAAAUGUUUCGCGGUAGUCGGGGAGGGAUGUAUGAUGGCGGUAACGGAGGUGGCAGUGGAUUCCGAGAUCGAGGUGGUUACUUUGGAGGUCCAAGAAGUAGAAGUAGUGGUUAUGAGGGAAGAGGUUUUGGUGGGAGAGGAGGAAUGGGCCGAGGCUUUAGGGGAAACAGAGGCAGAGGUGGUGGAUUCAGGGGUGGAUAUUAUUAGUUAUUUAAUUUAAAUUUAUGUAUGUUAGUUUAUGUGACAUUUAGAUUUUUGACUUUAAAAUGAAAUACAUAACAUCAACCCUAGUAGUUAU